AUGAAGAAUGGUGUGCCUAUUGAAGUCCUUCAGCAUAUCAAGGAUGCUGGGAUUUUCCAAAUCUUCAAGGCGGCGAUUUGCCAACUUGAUCAUUCUUUGAUCAACGCGUUGGUGGAGAGAUGGCGUCUAGAAGCCAACACGUUUCACUUGCCUAUUGGUGAAGCAACUGUGACCUUGCAAGAUGUGCAGGUGAUAUGGUGUUUACCCAUAGAUGGACCACCGAUGACUGAUGAGUGGGUUUCUGAAACCAAAAAUGUUGAUUACUGGAACGAUCUAUGUUUGGAGUAUCUGGGUUUUUUCCCUAUAGAUGAAACAGAUCACAAUAACUUGAAAAACGGGUGUAUCAAAUUUCAAACCUUAGCUUCGUACAUUCAUUUUACCAAUUUCGACAGUUCAGAUGCUGAGAUGUGCAUAUUCAUGGCUAGAAGGAUUAUUCUAGCUAUUAUUGGUUCGGAGCUUUUUCUUGAUCCUAAGACCUAUGAUGUUAUUCUUUUUUUUUUUAGGAACCUAAGAGACUUGAGCAGAGAAGGUCGAAAGAGCUGGGGUUCAGCAACUCUUGCGUAUUUGUAUAGAAACCUAUCUAAGGGGACUACGCCUACAAGAAAAGGCAUUGAUGGGCCUUUUUUGUUGCUGCAGUUUUGGGCGUGGGAAAGAAUGCCACGGAUUGCCUCACGCGUCAUGACACGCAAAGAAGAAAGAGAGAGACCGUAUGCUUAUCAGUCUUGUUUGGCAAACAGGUGGAAUAGAGACCACUUAAAUCUUAAGACACCGACACACGUUCUUACUUCUUACCGGUCUUUUUUCAAUGCACUCACGAAUGAGCAGGUAUAA
This is a messenger RNA of Erigeron canadensis, 831 nucleotides long. Its product is annotated as serine/threonine-protein phosphatase 7 long form homolog. The record is from RefSeq and is a predicted model, not a curated record. The transcript has a single exon. Lineage: Eukaryota; Viridiplantae; Streptophyta; Magnoliopsida; Asterales; Asteraceae. Gene Ontology annotation, biological process: meristem development; meristem maintenance. Bases 1 to 831 code for a protein of 276 amino acids.